AUGGCAAGAUGGCUGACCAAAAAAUGUAUCACCACAAACACCAUCCCCGCCACCACCACAACCAUGAUCAGCAUCACCAUCCUCAUCAUCACCAGCAAAAGACAGAUUGGUCAGAAGAUCAGAAUGAUCAUGGAUGUUACCUCCCACCCUCAGGUUGCAGCCACCUCAUCCAGCUCCUCUGGUUCCUCAUCAUCAUCUUCAUCCUCUUCCUCCUCUUCCUCAACAUCAUCCUCUUCUUCCUCCUCGUCAUCCUCUGGCUCUUCCUCCACCUGGUCCUCUCAGACUAGUAUUAAUGAGUCCGUGAAGGAUAACAAACAUCCACUGCAGAAGCCCAAGUACUCACAGUCCUGCACUGACAUCUACAGGGGGCGGAAGGCCUAUGACGAGGAGGAAGAUGAGGAAGAUGACACAUCUCCUUUGAUUGAUGAUGAAGGCCACCUCCCAAGACAGGAAAAGAGCUUGAAAGAAAAAAAGAAAAAGAAAGCAAUGUCCUCUCAUCAGACCCCUGCCAACGUCAUCCUGAAGAAGCAGGAGAGUUCUGAAGGGGCAAGAAUGGCUGGCAAAUUUCGCAAGGCAAAGUCAAUGGAGGCACUGUCCCAUUGUAAGGACAGGGAUGGAGAUGCAGAUACCAUUGUAGACAAGGAGUUGGAGAAAAGAGAGCAGGUAGCCAAGAAGAACUUAGUGCAGGAAAAAUUGAAGUUCUCUGCCUUUUUGAACGAGAUCACCAGGCAGGUGUUCAGCCCGUACAGACUCACCUCUCUUGGGGUCACAGCUGCUCACAGGCCCAGCAGCCCCGGACAAGCCUCCCUGAGGUCCCCCAAGGUGGAACACAGAGGGGAGGAGAGGCAAAGACAAAAGAGUAGUCGGCCUGGCAGUGCAAGCUCUACGACCUUCAGUGUUCACUCCCAUAUCCGCAGGCAGUUCCGCUCCAGCAAGCACUCUCAUUCCAGCAAGCACUCUCGCUCCCAUCUCGACAUCCCUCCUGUCAUUCAACACCACACCACCAUCAUCACCAGCAUCGCUCCCAUUCUCCAUUUCACCACCAUCACCAUCACAGUCUUCAUAGUCCAUCUCAUCACCAUGGAGACCACCACAGCCCAAGCCAUCCCCAUCAUCAUGGAGAACAUCACAGCCCAACCAAUCACCAUGGAGACCACCACAGCCCAACGCAUCCCCAUCCCCAUGAAGACAACCACAGCCAAACUCAUCCUCAUGGAGAACACCACAGCCCAAGAAACCCCCAUCAACAUGGAGACCUCCACAGCCCAAGCCAUCCCCAUCGUCAUGGAGACCACCACAGCCCAAGCCAUCCCCAUUGUCAUGGAGAACAUCACAGCCCAACCCAUCACCAUGGAGACCACCACAGCCCAACUCAUCCCCAUCCCCAUGAAGACAACCACAGCCAAACUCAUCCUCAUGGAGAACACCACAGCCCAAGAAACCCCCAUCACCAUGGAGACCACCACAGCCCAACUCAUCCCCACCCCCAUGAAGACCACCACAGCCAAACUCAUCCUCAUAGAGAACACCACAGCCCAUGCCAUUCCCAUCACCAUGGAGAGCACCACAGCCCAACUCACCCCCACCACCAUGGAGACCACCACAGCCCAACCCAUCACCAUGGAAGCCACCACAGUCAAACUCAUCCCCAUAGAGACCACCACAGCCAAACUCAUCCCCAUGGAGACAACCACAGCCCAAGCCACCUCCAUCACCAUGGAGACCUCCAUACUCCCAGUCAUCCCCAUCACCAUGGACACCACCACAGCCCAACUCAUCCCCAUUACCAUGGAGACCAACACAGCCCAGCCCAUCACCAUCCCCAUGGAGACAGCCACACCCAAACUCAUACCGAUGGAGACCACCACAGCCCAACUUAUUCUCAUCACCAUGGAAACCACCAAAGCCCAAGCCAACCCCAUCACCAUGGAGACCAUCACAGUCCAACACAUCCCCAUCAACAGGGAGAUCACCUCAGUCCGAGUCAUUCCGAUCACCAUGGACAUCACCACAGCCCAACUCAUCCUCAUCACCAUGGAGACCACCACAGCCCAACUCAUCCCCAUCACCAUGGACACCACCACCAUCCUCUCCACCCAGAUUCUCACCGUCGCCAUGGCUCCCAUCCAGAAUUGCACCACCACCAUCAUCUAUUCUCUCCAUCUCCACAGCUCCCAUCCAGAAUAUCUCCAUCACCAUGGCUCCCAUCCAGAAUCUCUCCAUCACCACCAUAGUUCCCACCAAGAUUCUCACCAUCACCACCACCCCUCUCAUUCAGAAUCUCACCAUCCACACUCCCAUUCUGAACCCCAUCACAGUCCUAGCAACCUAGAACCUCAUCAUCACCACCAUCCUUCCCACCAUGAAUCCCAUCACCACCAACCUUCCCAUUCUGAAUCUCACCACCAUCCCUCCUCACCUGCAGACACACACCACCACCAUCAUCACCAUGACGAUCACCACAGCCCAUCAAGCCCUUCUAAGGAGAACUCUCCUGUCAGUGUGUCAGCUGCAGAGCUGGAGUCAUUGUCCCAUUCCAGCAAGUCUUCCAGGAAUACCACCAGCCCCACCAAUCAGGAUGAGCAGCAGACAGCCUACAGCGGCUCAACUGCCUCUCUACAUAAAGAAGGAUCCGAGGUUGAUCGAAUAAUGGUGCUUCAGGAGCAAAAUGAGGAUCUGCACCACAGUUUGCUCCAGACUGCCGUGCGAAUGGAGUGCAUGGGGACUGAGUUUAAGAGCAGUCACCAGCUCCUUGAGUCAGAACUACAGAACACACGCGUGGAGCUGAGUAGCCUCCUGGACAAAUUCAAAAGACUGAGGGAUAACUACUCCUACACUCAACAGACCAAUAAUCUCUUGGAGCGGAAGCUUCAUUCAGUGGCUCAGAGUAUGGACGGGGAGCGUGAGCAUCUGAACCAGCGCAUUACAGCCCUGACAGAUCAGCUGUCCUCAGCCAAGACCACCAUCCACAGCAUGGAGACUAUUAACGUAACAUCCUUGCUACAGGAAGCCCUCGACAAACAUUUCCACCCAGAUGAUUCUGUCAAUCAAUUCCUUCUCCCUGUUGCCUCCCCUCCAGUCCAAUUCAUGGAUAGUCAUCAUUAUGGAAAGGUCACCACCAAAGGGGAAGACCUAUCGCUGGGAACAUUGCCAGAAGAGGAGGAAUCUGAUUGGUCGGAGAUGGGGGAUGAGGCUCCAAAAUGCGUUCUGAGGUCAGUGGGAGGUCAUCAUGGUGGCACAGCGUUUCAACCGUGGAGACAGGAGCGUAUUUGCUGGGCAGGACAGGGAGAGGGAGACACAGAGAGUGAGUCAGGGGGUGAGGAGAUUGUCAGACAACACCCUCCCCACUCCCUACAGAUCCCCCAUCUCCAUGUCACCAUUCACUCUGAGACCUUACCAGCCCCCAUGGAUGAUGUCGCCCUCACCACCAGCUUCAAGAACUCAGCUUAUGGCCCAACAGAGGAGGACAGGUACAGGGUCACUGCGAGCCGCAAACUGGGCUCUCCCAUCCGCAUCCUGUCAGCCAGUCUGGAGGAGAUUCCCUCCUCCAGGAGACAGAAGCACAGGCAGGAGGAGCAGCAUGGCCAGCUGAAGGGCACAGAGGCCAUGAUGGACCUCCACCAACCAGAGGACGGUACCAUGGACGACUCAGAAGAUGAGAUCAUCCGGAACUGGAGGACAAGGAGCGAGGACAUGGGUGUGGAUGUCAGGGUGGUAGAUCCUGGCAGCAGCUUGGACAACCUGCAGUCGGCCCAAAAUAUGCUCAACCACUUUAUCUGCCAGCUGCAGCCCAGUGUGGAGGAGGGGCGGGGCUGGACCGGAGGGUCGCCGGACGAAGUGCUGAAUGGGGAGAGAACACAGCUGUGACACCUGAUCUCUUCGCCGAGACACAGAUGUGGACAGGUGUCGACUGGGUUGGUGGUUACUGAAGUAAGCAUGAUUUGGAUAACAUUAUUAGUAUUUUGAACAUAAAGCAACAGAAUUGACCACUUGAAUAAUAAUACUUUUAAUUAUUACAAUUUUCAUCUGAUUUCAAACGUUUUCAGGCCUAAAUAACAGGGCCCCAAAUAGUAUUCAUCAUUAAUAACAAGUAAGAUAAAGAAACUGUUUCAAACAUAGUGUUUUCCUCUUUUUGAAGAUAUUAAGUAAUUAACGCCUGCAAAGAGCUGUAAUGGCAAUCGGCCCAAGUUGAAGAUCCUCAGCUCCACAUUUUAAUAUUUGUGAUAUUUUUCUCGUUUCCUAAUCAAAGACAUGUCCUGAGGUCUUUUUUCCCCCCAGUAUGCAGGGAUUUGGCUUUGAUGUCCUCCAGAGGUAACAUCAAACAAAAAACAUGUGGCUUUGAUUUUCCCUGUUCCCUCACUCUGGGAAACCCUGUCCUAGGCUUCACUACUGUCUCAUCAUAGCAGAGCACAGCCGAAUCCCACCCUUGUCUCUGGAUUAUAUAAUAAUAGAUCCUUCCAGAACCUCUUGUGCAUAAUUCAUCCUAAUGGUUUGUGUUUUUCCCACCGUGCAUGUUAGAUAAGAAGAGGAGUGUUGCAUAGGAUUGAGGUCCUUUAGGUAAAGAUGUAAGAUGUGUUGAUAGACUUUGUUUAUCCUCAUAAAUUAAUCCACCUGUAGAUAUAGACAUAAUACCAGGUCUAACCUGUAUAGUGUAUAGUCAAAUAUUUAAUAUGGUACCGUAUAAAGAGUGUCCGUUGGACCGUCACUGUGGAUGGGAAACAAUGUAUUUUAAGUCAGGUUUUUAAUUGAUGGAGAUCAAAUGAAAACAGAAACAUUUGAUAUGGUUUUUAUGAUUUUUGCUGAUGGAUCUGUGUGGUCUGGUGUGAAUGGUUCCAACUGUUAGAUAGUUUCCUCCUUCCAUGGGGGAAAAAAAAUAUAUAUAUUUAUUCUUCUUGCAUGCAAACUAUGUUUAAUCUUGAAAAUAUUGAUGUUUAUGUACAUGCAAACUACAGUAUGUUCUAUAUUUUAAUAUUGAUGUCUGUGUACAUGCUGUAGUCUCCAUAUUGAUAGUAUGGCAAAAAAAACACAAGACAAAAUGUAAAUCUGAAUCACCAUUUCUCAUUGUGGUCACCAGAGGCAUGCAACAGUCAGUUUGAGAAAUGUAUGAUAUAAGCAAUGUUAUGCCACAUGAAAUGUCUGUUUUGUCCUGUGUAAGGGAUUUUCCUCUGGUAACCACAGUAAAAAAAAAAAAAAAACUGAGUGUACAAAACAUUAGGAACACCUUACUAAUAUUGAGUUUCACCUCCUUUAACCCUCAGAACAGCCUCAAUUCCUCAGGUCAUGGACUCUACAAGGUGUCGAAAGCGUUCCACAGGGAUGCUGGCCCAUGUUGACUCCAAUGUUUCAAAAUUCAAAAAGGCAGUCGCACAUCUGAGCAAUCUUUUUUGCAGGUGCAUGGUAUCAGUUGACUAAAAUGAGAAAAAAUAAGAAACCCGCACUCUGCUCUUUAAUAAGCUCAACGUUUGAGCAAAUGGUCAAGAAAUAUCGACUCCCAAAGCAGGACUUUUUCCGCUUCCUACAAGUAAGACAUUAUAUUCUGAAGAGCACCACCUUAAUUGGCAACCCUGAUAUGUCUGUCAUUGAACGAAUACCUUUUUUUUCCACAAAGGAAAAUGUCUGUAAGUCUGUUUUAUGAUGCUUUAAGGUCCUUUUCUGCUGUAGACACACAGAGGGCGAAACAAGUGUGGGAGAAAGAAUUGUCUGUUACUAUUGACAAAGAGAUGUGGGAGGACAUUUGGAAAUAUGCAAAAACAGUAUCUAUAUGUAAUCGUACUAGAGCAAUCCAAUUAAGUAUAAUACACAGACUGCAUGUAUCCCCAAAUCGCAGACAUGCUUUUAGCCCCACUUCCUCUUCCCCUCAGUGUCUUAAAUGUAAAACUGAUACAGGCACCCUAACACAUUGUUUAUGGUCAUGUACCAAAAUACAAAGAUACUGGUCUGGUGUUCUGCAAGAAAUUAAAAAGAUCUUAGGGGUUGAUCCAGAAUUGGACCCAGUUUCUUUACUGUUGGGUCUCCCUAGUAGGCAUGUUACUUCUGUGGGUAAGAGGAGGCUUUACAACAUCCUUACCUUCGCAGCGAGGAAAAACAUCAUUUUACAGUGGAUUAGUGAUAAGGUUCCUUCUAUUAAAGAUUGGCAUUAAAUACUAUUUGAAUGGGUGCCACUGGAAUAUCUGACAUGUACAUUACAUUCUAAAACAGAUCAGUUCUACAAAGUAUGGGAACCUUAUCUAAAUUACCUUAGAAUGGUGGUGAUCUAUGUAUUUCAGAAUUACACGGCACCUUCCAUGUGUGGAACCUAACUUCUUGGUUUAAACUGAGCUUUUUUUGUUUAAUUUCUGUUUGUAUGCUUGUUUAAAAUGUAUGUAUUGAGAGACGCAAUGAUGGGGAUGGGGUGAGAGAAGCGCCGAGAGGGAGAUGGUGUAUGUAUGUAUAUGGGUAUGUAUCUGUGUAUGUAUAUAUAUAUAUGCAGGUAUGUGUAAGUGAGUGCUGUUUUUUUGCUUUGUCUUUGUUGUUGUAGCUCUUAAUAUGAGUGAAAAUUAUGAAAUUCCAAUACAAAAAUACUGUUACAAAAAUAAGCUCCACGUACCGGCUUCCCACAGUUGUGUCAAGUUGGCUGGAUGUCCUUUGGGUGGUGGACCAUUCUUGAUACACACAGGAAACUGUUGAGCGUGAAAAACCCAGCAAUGUUACAGUUCUUGACACACUCAAGAAGCCUGGCACCUUCUACCAUACCCCGUUCAAAGACACUUAAAUCUUUUGUCUCGCCCAUUCACCCUCUGAAUGGCACACACGCACAAACCACGUCUCAAUUGUCUCAAGGCUUAAAAUCCUUAUUUAACCUGUCUCCUCCCCUUCAUCUACACUGAUUGUAGUGGAUUUAACAAGUUGCAUCAACAAGGGAUCAUAGCUUUCACCUGGAUUCACCUGGUCAGUCAAGGAAAGAGCAGGUGUUCAUAAUGUUUUGUACACUCAGUGUACUGAGAUGGAUCGGAAGGGGCAUAUAGAGACAGAGGGUGUGUCGGGAAUAUAUAUUGCUAUUUUCAACCAAAAUCAUAGUCACUGUGUCACGUGUCAAGAUGUGAUGAAAGCACAGUGUGUUCUGAUGACUGUACUGUCAGGCCCCCUUCUGCCUCCCCCUCCAAUCCAUACCUCUAUCCUUAAUGGUGUAUUGUACUGUCAUGCCUCCUUCUGCCUCCACCCUCCAAUCCAUACCUCUAUCCUUAAUGGUGUAUUGUACUGUCAUGCCCCCUUCUGCCUCCACCCUCCAAUCCAUACCUCUAUCCUUAAUGGUGUAUUGUACUGUCAUGCCCCCUUCUGCCUCCCCCUCCAAUCCAUACCUUUAUCCUUAAUGGUGUAUUGUACUGUCAGGCCCCCUUCUGCCUCCCCCACCAAUCCAUACCUCUAUCCUUAAUGGUGUAUUGUACUGUCA
Oncorhynchus nerka (sockeye salmon) is the source of this 7429-nucleotide messenger RNA. RefSeq lists its product as uncharacterized. The transcript has 9 exons. The coding region runs from base 1 to 3867 and encodes 1288 amino acids. NCBI's taxonomy places the organism in Eukaryota, Metazoa, Chordata, Actinopteri, Salmoniformes, Salmonidae. The record is from RefSeq and is a predicted model, not a curated record.